Molecule: messenger RNA, 1914 nt
Organism: Periophthalmus magnuspinnatus
Lineage: Eukaryota; Metazoa; Chordata; Actinopteri; Gobiiformes; Gobiidae
Gene: kcnd1
Product: potassium voltage-gated channel, Shal-related subfamily, member 1
Exons: 10
Coding region: 1-1914 (637 amino acids)
Biological process (GO): protein homooligomerization; potassium ion transmembrane transport
Cellular component (GO): membrane; voltage-gated potassium channel complex
Molecular function (GO): protein binding; A-type (transient outward) potassium channel activity
Source: RefSeq, a predicted model, not a curated record
AUGGCGGCCGGAGUAGCCACAUGGCUGCCCUUUGCCCGGGCAGCCGCUGUGGGCUGGCUGCCUCUGGCCAAGAAGUCCAUGCCCAAACCUCCUGUUGACAACUCCUCCAAGUCUGACGAGAUCCUGUAUGUCAAUGUCAGCGGAGUACGGUUCCAGACCUGGAAGAACACUCUGGACCGGUAUCCUGACACUCUUUUGGGCUCAUCGGAGAAGGAGUUCUUUUUUAACGAGGAAACUCAGGAGUAUUUUUUUGACCGAGAUCCUGAGAUGUUCCGGCACAUUCUGAACUUUUACCGAACUGGAAAACUACACUAUCCACGACACGAGUGCAUCCAGGCGUUCGACGAGGAGCUGGCCUUCUACGGGAUUGUACCGGAGAUCAUCGGGGAUUGCUGCAUGGAGGAAUACCGGGACCGUAAGAAGGAGAACCAGGAGCGCCUAGCAGAGGACACAGAGGCGACAGAGGGAGCAGAUGCCCCCCUGCCCCCCGACAGCACGCAGCGAGAGCGCCUUUGGAGGGCCUUCGAGAACCCCCACACCUCCACCAUGGCUCUGGUCUUCUACUACGUCACCGGGUUCUUCAUCGCCGUGUCUGUCAUCGCCAACAUCGUGGAGACUGUGCCAUGCCGACCACCCAAAGGAAGCGUGAAGGAUCUACCGUGUGGAGAGAAGUACCAGGUGGCCUUCUUCUGCAUGGACACGGCCUGUGUGUUGAUCUUCACCUUUGAGUACCUAAUGCGGCUGUUUGCUGCGCCCAGUCGUUGUAAGUUCAUGCGCUCGGUGAUGUCAGUGAUCGACGUGGUGGCCAUCAUGCCGUACUACAUCGGCCUGGUGAUGCCGGAGAAUGAGGAUGUGAGCGGAGCCUUCGUCACGCUUAGGGUGUUCAGAGUGUUCCGGAUAUUUAAGUUCUCACGGCACUCGCAGGGUCUGAGGAUCCUGGGCUACACCCUGAAGAGCUGUGCGUCUGAGCUGGGCUUCCUGCUCUUCUCCCUCACCAUGGCCAUUAUCAUCUUCGCCACCGUCAUGUUCUAUGCCGAGAAGGGAACCAAGAAUUCCGACUUUACCUCCAUCCCGGCCUCCUUCUGGUACACCAUCGUCACCAUGACAACACUCGGGUAUGGGGACAUGGUUCCUGGCACCAUCGCAGGGAAGAUCUUUGGUUCCAUCUGCUCCUUGAGUGGAGUCCUGGUCAUAGCCCUGCCUGUCCCUGUCAUCGUGUCCAACUUCAGUCGAAUCUACCACCAGAACCAGAGGGCUGACAAGAUGAGGGCCCAGCAGAAAGUGCGUAUGGCCCGGAUCCGAAUGGCAAAGAAAGGAACAGCCAACGCCUUCCUGCAGUACAAGGAAGAUCGAGGAAUAGGGGACCGGGACAGUGACAGCACAACAAUGUGUGUGAAGAAUAGAUCCACAUUUGAGCAUCAACACCAUCACCUGCUGCAUUGCCUUGAAAAAACUACUAAUCACGAGUUCACAGAUGAGAUGACCUACAGUGAGCUCUGCAUGACGGAAUCUGCCUUCAGGACGAGCCGCAGCACCUCUCUGUCCAGUCAGCAAGGGGCGCACAACAACUCCACAGGCUGCUGUCCACGCAGGGCCAGAAGGAGAGCUGCCAUGAGACUGGCCAACUCUACGGUGUCUGUGAGCCGAGGCAGCAUCCAGGAGUUAGACACUCUGCAUUCAAAGACCACCACCAUCACACCACAAACUCGCUCCAGUCUGAACGCUCAGCCCACAGACCUGAAGUUGAACUGUGGGGAGCAGGACUUCACUGCAGCCAUCAUUAGCAUCCCCACUCCUCCGGCUAACACUCCAGACGAGAGCCUCCCCCCCUCUCCUGCUCCUAUUCCCGGGAUCCUCCGAAACACCAGGGCCACUGCAUGUACCUACGACACCUUCAAGAUCUCCUCCUUAUAA